This is a messenger RNA of Castor canadensis (American beaver), 792 nucleotides long. RefSeq names its product receptor transporter protein 1 (gene Rtp1). Gene Ontology annotation, biological process: protein insertion into membrane; protein targeting to membrane; detection of chemical stimulus involved in sensory perception of bitter taste. NCBI's taxonomy places the organism in Eukaryota, Metazoa, Chordata, Mammalia, Rodentia, Castoridae. Gene Ontology annotation, cellular component: cell surface. Gene Ontology annotation, molecular function: olfactory receptor binding. The record is from RefSeq and is a predicted model, not a curated record.
AUGAGGAUUUUUAGACCGUGGAGACUACGCUGCCCUGCCCUGCAUCUGCCCUCAUUCCCUGUGUUCUCACUAAAGUGGAGUUUGCCCUCCCUCACCACUGACGAGGACAUGUGUAAAAGUGUGACCACAGGUGAAUGGAAGAAAGUCUUCUAUGAGAAGAUGGAAGAGGCGAAGCCAGCUGACAGCUGGGACCUCAUCAUAGACCCCAACCUCAAGCACAAUGUAUUGGCCCCUGGCUGGAAACAGUACCUGGAACUGCAUGCCUCAGGAAGGUUCCACUGUUCCUGGUGCUGGCAUACCUGGCAGUCGCCCCACGUGGUCAUUCUCUUCCACAUGUACCUGGACCGCGCCCAGCGUGCGGGCUCGGUGCGCAUGCGCGUCUUCAAGCAGCUGUGCUAUGAAUGCGGCACUGCGCAUCUGGACGAGUCGAGCAUGCUGGAGGAGAACAUCGAGAGCCUGGUGGACAACCUCAUCACCAGCCUGCGCGAGCAGUGCUAUGGCGAGCGUGGUGGACAGUACCGCAUCCACGUUGCCAGCCGCCAGGACAACCGGCGACACCGUGGCGAAUUCUGCGAGGCCUGCCAGGAGGGUAUCGUGCACUGGAAGCCCAGCGAGAAGCUGCUGGAGGAGGAGGCGACGACCUACACCUUCUCCAGGGCUCCCAGCCCCACCAAGCCGCAGGCUGAGGGUGGCUCAGGCUGCAACUUCUGCUCCAUCCCUUGGUGCUUGUUUUGGGCUACUGUCCUGCUGUUGAUCAUCUACCUACAGUUCUCCUUCCGUAGCUCCUUCUAA